This is a messenger RNA of Cyclocybe aegerita, 2322 nucleotides long. NCBI's taxonomy places the organism in Eukaryota, Fungi, Basidiomycota, Agaricomycetes, Agaricales, Hemipholiotaceae. The record is from the annotation of a GenBank genome assembly.
AUGAUUGCCAAUAGGAUACAGGUUGAUGCUGUCAAGCAUGAUAUCUUCCAUCCCAACCAACUUGGCGGCAUCCGCCAGAGAUCAACUGAGGAUGCUGGAUUGAUUCUGACUCAUCUCAUGCAAGCAGAGUGGGUUAAGGGUCUCCAGACUAGCGCACUGGCUUUUGACAUCGCGCAGUUCUUCCCUUCUAUCAACCACGAGAUGUUCAUGGCUGUACUUCGCAAGCAAGGGUUCUCGCUGGUUCUGGUGGAGUUCUUUGCCUCUUAUCUUGUUGGCCGUUCCACAGUCUACUGCUGGAACACCUUCCAAUCCGACUUGCAGUCUGCGGAUGUGGAUGUCGGGCAAGGCUCAGCUCUCUCGCCUGUUAUCUCUGGGCUGUUCAUUGCUCCGGUAAUGAAGCUCUUCUAUAUCAAAGUGGCGCCGCUCAACAUGAUGCUGCUUUCCUUUGUGGAUGACGGGACCAUUCUGGCCCAAUCCAAACAACUCGAUGAUAAUAAUGUGGGCCUGCGUAAGGCCUACAAGAUUAUUUACCUACUUUUUGUUGCUUUCGCACUCAUUCUUGAACAUGACAAGACCGAGCUGUUCCACUUUUCGCAUCGACGAGAUGCCUACAAUCCCUCGCUGGAUCUGGGGUACGCCCCGCAUACUGGCGCUACGCCUUUGAAGCCCAAGACCUUUUGGAGGUACUUGGGCUUCUACUUUGACCACGGGCUCACAUUUCAUGAGCACAUUUGCUACUACGCCACCAAGGCGUUCACCACCGUGCAGGCCAUGCGCAUGCUCGGAAACUCUACUAGAGGACUCUUGCCUAAACAGCGCCGCCUCUUAUAUCGGUCGUGUGUGGUGCCUAUUGCCACAUACGUCUAUCAUCUCUGGUAUUUUGACGGUGCCCGUAAUAAGGGCACAAUGAACCAGCUGAAACAGAUGCAGCAAAAAGCUGCUCUAUGGACUACGGGUGCUUUCCGCACCUCCCCUACAGGCGGUCUUGAGGCCUUGGCAGGUCUCAUCCCCGUUCACCUCAUGCUGAAGAAGCUGGCGACGUGCGCAGUGUAUCGCGUUGCCACCCUUUCGGACACUCACCCUCUUCGCUCCAUGUUGGGCGAGGGGUUCCUUAAGCGAGCCGCACCACAUGCUCGCUCAGCCGCCUUGAUGACCCCAGCCAUGCGAGGGAAAGUCAAGAGCACCGUUAUGGAGGUGGACGAGUGCGUCCACACCUUAACUGAGAGCUUCGAGCCCUUUGCGCCUGAAGCUCGCCCAGGCGAUCGGUUACUGGACCGCUAUGCAGACCACAAGCUCAUCUCCAACCAGUAUCAGGCAGCUUCAGCAGCCAUCAUCUACAAGGGACAUCACGAGCUUGAAAGGACUCGUUAUGUCUCUGGCAGAGUUACCACCCCAGAUGCGGAGCUCAAUGCCAUCUCGUGUGCAGUGCGCCUUGCUGUUAAGCAGGCAAACUGCCAACAUAUCAUGGUCUUUACUGACUCUAUGGGCUCGGCCCAUAGAGCGGUCGACCCUUCCGUGCACUCUGGUCAGGCUUUCAGCCUGUCAGUUUGUUGCACUCUCCAAGAGUGGUUUGAGGCGGAUGAUCUCCGCCGCAUCACCUUUAUCUACGUUCCCUCUGCUUUGCGGUGGGACAUUCAUGGUGAGGCACACAAGUACUUCACUGAACUCAAAGUCAGGGUUGGAUGUCGCAAGACGGACAACUCUAUAGACGUGCUGCGCUCCCGAGCCACGCACUCAGUCCUGGACUCAUGGAGUUCCACUUUCCAGGAUCCAACCUACGGAGGCUCUGAAUUCUUAGAGCUUCAACAGCCUGACGGGCAGCCGCUACAGCCAUCGUACCUCAAUGGGGGACCUUGGCUUUCAACCUUCAGACACAGUAUUACUGAGUUCACUCGCGUCUGCCGGUGUAUAACUGGCCACACACCCAUUGGAGUGUACUACCGUCGCUUCAAGAUAAAUGAGCCUCAUGGCUGCACUUGCAGGGCUGCUUUGCAGUCUCGCCAGCAUAUUCUCUUUCGCUGUCACGAUCGCUACUCCGUGCAUUACCCCCGCUUUCUUGGGGAUAUUGGAGGUCUUUGUACUCCCCCACGUAUCCCUAUAGGACUCCAGUGGACUCCAGUGGAGUCUGGUAGAAAUCUAUUAGCAGGAACACCAGCCAAAAGUGCCUACUGGACUCCAGUGGAGCUCACUGGAGUCCACUGGAGUCACCACCCAAAGUCUACUGGAGUUCACUGGAGUAUACUGGAGUGGAGUGUCCAUCUUCCACUGGACUCCUAUAGGACUUCAGUGGAGUCCAGUGAACAAUGCAGAGAGAUGUUAUAG